Dipodomys ordii (Ord's kangaroo rat) is the source of this 3747-nucleotide messenger RNA. RefSeq names its product KIAA2012 ortholog. The transcript has 24 exons. NCBI's taxonomy places the organism in Eukaryota, Metazoa, Chordata, Mammalia, Rodentia, Heteromyidae. Bases 1 to 3747 code for a protein of 1248 amino acids. The record is from RefSeq and is a predicted model, not a curated record.
AUGUUGAACCUCUCUCUCCUGAGCCGAGGCCAUGGGAAGUUGGUCCAGAGCAAACAGAAGUUGGAAGUCUAUUUUGAACCAGAGGACUACUUGAACUGGAAGUCCCCAGAAGACUACAUCCUGGUCAGCAAACCUCAGGAUGAUGGCAAUGCUGACCAGCACUGCUGGAGCCUCUUUCUUCCCAAGACAUUCAGCACGAGGAAGGGGGCUCUGAUCCUCUAUUCAGAAGGCUUAGCUAUUUCAGCAUGGCCAACCCAAGAGAGAAGAGGGCCCUACCGCCCCAAAAGUCACAGGAAGAGGCUAAAUCUUGAACUGCACACACUUCAAGACCUCAAAAAAGCCAUCUUGGCAUACGGACAAAAACAGAGGGAAGAGGACAGAGGCUGGCAACCAUACCUCUACUUCCGAAAUCAGCCUGGGAUCCAGGCACAACGGCAGAUCCAGCCUGGGUAUUCAGCCAAGAGAUACCUGCGAGGGCUCUUGCGGACAUGGACUCCCAACACCCUCUACAGGCUCCAAUAUGCAGGAUACAUUAAGGAUUCUGUGCUGCUCCAGGACAGUCAACUUACUGUGCCAAAGAAUCGCAGGCCACAACAGGAUCUUUCAAGUAUACCCCCAAAAUAUCACCUCCUGCCUGUCCUCCCUCCAUUUUGGAUUCAACAAGGAAAAUCUUUGGAACAAGGUCAACAGGGCCUGGAUGAAGAAGCCAUUGGGGCUGAUCAAUACAUGGAUCACAGCUCUAUAGCCCAGAACCAUGGCGGUCAGGAGACUCACUUGCUACCACUCAGGAAGCAACCCUGGCAAGAAGAUGAAGCCAAGGCUGAGGAUACAUCAACAGGGAAUCACCUUUGUAUUCACGCUUCAGAGGAAAGCCACAAUGCAAGCGCACAGCAAAGCUCCAGGAAGGCUCUUGGACAUGCCCGCAUCGGUCAUUCUCAGUUCCUGAGUGACAAAUCCCACAUCACAUUUUAUGGAGGUGCCUUCCCCAGUAGAAAGGCAGAUCUCAGAGACAAACAAAGGAACAUGAAACCCAGCCAGGCCAGAGGAGGCCACUUGUCACAGGAGCCUCCUGCUGAAAGAUGUCUUUUCCCUCCUAUACCAUCUGCCACUGGCUUAGAACAAAACACACCUGCUGACGCAAAGAAAAACAAGGCACCAAAGACUUUGAAAUUACCUCCAGUCUCAAAAGAACUAUCCAGAGUUCUUGACCCCCUGAGAUGCCAAUUUAAAGCCAAUGAACCCCCAACGGAGCUAUUCAUCUUCCCAAUGGAGCUUCAUUUCCACACUCAACACCCCCCAAAAGAAAAAGCCUGCAGAAGAGGUGCUCUAUAUCAUGAGCCAGAAACAGAAAUGGAAGAGGCCAAGGUUUUAUGGAGGCCUCCUCUGAAGCAUACACCACUAGCAAGGCCAACGGGGAUAACAGUGCACAUCCCAGUGCCCUUGUCUCAAGGUAGUUCCUUCCUCCCUCAAGCACCCCACAGGAAUCCUACCCUGCAGGAAAGCAAGGCAAGACAUAGCAGGGCCCAUAGCCAAGAAAAAGGAGGCUGGAAGGAAGAUGACGAUGGCCUAUCCCAGACUGUGACCCCACCGCUGGAUCUUCUACCCCCAACCAAAGGAAAAAAAAGCCCAGAGAGCCAGGGGGACCUGAUCAGCCCCAGAACAUCAGACUGCAACAUCCCCACAUGUCCCUUGAAUGGGGGGGCACUGCCAGCAGCUCAAGAAGAUUCCAGAGAUCCCAACUACUUGUCGGAUCCAAAUGAAGAAAACAGCUGCCUGUCCCUCCCGAGGCCCACGCACACAGAGGCAAUUCCUCUGGGGCCUAUAAAUCUUUCUGUCCAUUCACAUAUCAGCCAUGAAGAAGGGCCAAACAGUCAGCAUCUUCUGAAAGGGAAGAUUUCCCCUAAAACCAAUCUUCACAUGAGUCUUUAUGAGGCUUCACCUUUGAUCCAAACAACAGAGAAGCAGGGAGCCAGGCAGUCCUUGGAGGCAGCAGCUCAGAAGACAGGAGAGCCUCAAAGCUGUAUAAAUAAAGGGCUGAUAUGUUCAAACGAAACAGAAGUUUACACGUGCAAGCUGCACAUCGACAUGACGCCGUUCCUGAAGGCUCCUGUGGCACCAGGCCAAAGUCCCUGCUGCCCACUGGCAGUUCUAAAGAUUCUAAAAGACAAUGUGGACCCUGAGGCCACCAUGGGGCGAGCUGCGGAGGCAGCGGCCCCAUCGCGGGGCGUUCGCGGCCCCCAGCGUCCGCUUCGCCGGUCUGGAGGCAGCCUCCGGGCCGGAGGACAGCGGAGGUGGCGAGCCAGGGAGGAGCAGCGGACCUCAUCUCGUCUUCUGCGGCGCCCGGGCGGGCGGAGGCCCGUGGCCAUGGACGACAGCAAGGUGCCGGCAGAGUGCCCGGGCAUGCCUGCCCGGAAGAAGCUCAGAUACCAGUACCUGGAGGAGCUGGUGUCCAGCCGAGAGCGGGCCGUAAGUGCCCUCCGAGAGGAGCUGGACAUGUACGAACAGUGGGGCAGAGACAAUGGUGGACACCAUAUACACAGAGGACUGCCAGAACCUGGACUUGAGCCACCAGAGAAGUUGGGCAUUAUGGACACAGUUCUUCUUCCAAGAGUAAGAGAAGGGAAGACUGUACCACGAUUGUUCAACCAGCAGGCACCAGGUACCAUCAGUCCUGAGAGGGAGUUGAUCAACAAGGCCAAGGAGAAAAAAAGAAUCAAGACAGAGAAGAACAAAGCAUCCAACAGAGAGAUAGAAGAAAAGGUCUCCAGGGCAACAAAGGUAGCUGUGGAAAAACCAAAGAACUCUAAGGCUGCCAAGAAACUAGAGGCAAUUCCCAAAGGGAAAAAACCUGGAGCCAAAAGGCAAAGGACACAAAAGAAAAGGAAUGUGGCGUUAUCAGCAGAGCUGAGUGGACCUGGGGGCCCACUCAGAGAAGCCAAGGGCACCCCUGAGAGACGCUUCAUCCGUUCACACUCUAUUAUAGAAGCAGACCGUUGGUCUUCUCCACAGUAUGAUGUCCAGGAGACACAAGUUUCUAUAGACAGAAGAUCCUCAUCCACUCAGCCUGUGACUGUUACUAACAACAUGGAAUAUGAAGAAGAGAAAAGCCCUGAAGACCUGUCAAAGGCCCUUGUAGCUAAGGAGCAGGAAAAGGUUUCCAGGAACAGACUUCGAGCAGAGAGGGCUGAGUUGAGGCGGCUGAAGGUGGAAAGGAAGAGAAGGGAGCAAGAAGAGGUAAGAAAGCUACAGCAGGAGCAGAUGGAGAGAGCAGAGAAGAUGAAAGAGGAGCUGGAGCUGGAGCAGCAGAAACGAGCAGAAGAGAUCCGCCUGCAGAAACAGAGACUGGAAGAAGCACAGAAGCAGCAGCAGGAAGAGGAGAGAAAGCAAUGGCUCCAGUUGCAAGCGGCCCAGGAGAGGGCCCGGCAACAGCAAGAGGAGUUUCGGAGGAAGCUGCAAGAAAUGCAACAAAAAAAGCAGCAGGAGCAAGCUGAGAAGGCUGCGGCAGAGAAGCAGAGGCAGAAGGAAUUGGAAAUGCAGUUAGCAGACGAACAGAAACAUCUGAUGGAAAUGGCUGAAGAGGAACGCCUGGAAUACCAGUUGCGGAAACAGGAAGCAGAAGAGAAGGCUCUGCUAGAGGCUGAGGAGAGAAGGCAAAAGGAAGAGGAAGCAAAGCUGGCUCUGGAGGAAGUGAUGAAACAAGCUCAGGAGAAAGCCAGGUACUGGAUAUUAGGCAAAGAUUUUGACUAG